Messenger RNA from Cercopithifilaria johnstoni, 303 nucleotides. Lineage: Eukaryota; Metazoa; Nematoda; Chromadorea; Rhabditida; Onchocercidae. The record is from the annotation of a GenBank genome assembly.
AUGGAGAAGACUAAUAGCAUAAGCUGCAACAACAACGGCACUAUCCAAAACAGUCACAACAAUAGCGUGACAAACAACGGUGGUGUCAACGGUAGCAACACCAUGGAGAAAUCGAGUAAUCAGUCUGACCAGUUAUCUGGUGGUUGGGAACGUGUUUCCGAAGAACUUUCCGAUUCACAGGAAUUUGUCGCGCAUUGCUGGACUGAGAGGUGGAGUGAGUUGUAUCGUUGUUCCAGAUCAGUGGUAAAUGAGUGCAUUGAAGUGUAUAAGUAUGCACGCAUAUCGGAGGUGAAACAAGAUUGA